GAAUCCUCCCUCUCCUCUGCCUUCCCUCCUCCCGUUGCACUUCGUCAGCAGAGAAAAAGAGAGAGAAGAGAGAGAGAGAGAGAAAGACGGGCCCCCAACGAGAGGAACCCAACCAAAAUAUCUCUUUCGGCCGCGAGAAGGAUCGCCUGUCUACGAAGGAUAAUAAACCGCAGCUACGCCGAGAUGAACGGACUGAGGCAUCUGGUUACCAGGGGGGCUGCUCCCCUUUUGAGCAGGCGUGCUGUGAACGGAGUUUUGGCCACAAGAAAGAGCCACACUGUCGAGACUGGCGCUCCUCUCACCCACUUCACCGAUGAAGAAACCAUGCUUAGAGACACAGUUCGCAAACUGGCGACUGAGAAAAUUGCCCCACUCGUGAAGAAGAUGGACGAGGAGGAGAAAAUCGACGCUGGCGUUCUGCAGGCUCUCUUUGAUAAUGGACUCAUGGGAAUCGAAGUGCCUGAUGAGUAUGGUGGCACUGGCGCGUCCUUCUUCUCCUCCAUGCUUGUGGUUGAGGAGCUGUCGCGCAUUGACGCCUCCGUGGCUGCCGCCUGCGACGUGCACAACACCCUGGUGGUAAACCUGAUGGCUCAGCUGGGCAAUGAGGAGCAGAAGAAAAAGUAUUUGCCACGUCUCUCCCAGGACAUGGUCGGCAGUUUCUGCCUUUCGGAGCCUCUGGCUGGUUCGGACGCGUUCUCCUUGAAGACCGAGGCCAAGAAGGACGGCGACCACUUCGUCAUCAAUGGCUCCAAAAUGUGGAUCACCAACUCUGACGUUGCCGGUGUUUUCCUCGUCAUGGCUAAUGCUGACCCCUCACUGGGCUACCGCGGUAUUACAUGUUUCAUUGUUGACCGUGAAAUGCCUGGCGUGAGCGUCGCUCCCAAGGAAAAGAAGCUGGGAAUCAGGGCGUCUGGCACCUGCAUGGUGCACUUCGACAACGUCAGGGUGCCUGAGAGCAACAUUCUCGGCGAGUAUGGAAAGGGCUACAGGUACGCAGCUGGCAUGCUGAAUGAAGGGCGUAUUGGCAUUGGUGCUCAAAUGGUGGGCCUGGCCCAAGGCUGUUUUGAUGCCACCAUCCCGUACACUCUGGAACGCAAGCAGUUCAAACAGUCCAUCUACGACUUCCAGGGCAUGCAACAUCAAAUUGCUGAAAUCCACACCGAAAUUGAGGCAGCCCGCCUUCUGGUCUACAAUGCCGCUCGCAUCAAAGAGGCUGGCCUACCUUUCAUCAAGAUUGCAUCCAUGGCCAAAUAUUUCGCCUCAGAGGUGGCCACCAAGACAACCUCCCGCUGCGUUGAAUGGAUGGGAGGCGUGGGUUUCACGCGAGACUUCCCCCAGGAAAAAUUCUACCGCGAUUGUAAGAUUGGCUGCAUCUACGAAGGCACGUCCAACAUCCAACUCAAUACCGUUGCCAAGUAUCUUAAGCAGGAGUUUUCGUAAACAUUUCCAUCAUUACCAAAAGUCUAAAUUGAAGCUCCUGUUCUCUAAGAUGAUGAAUAAUAUGUGCCUAUGCAUUUCUGUUGGCUUCCUCGCGUUGAGAGUGUUGUAGUCACACUUGCCAUAAUGAAUCGAAAAACGCCAUUUAUCCAGAAGAUUUAUAUUAUGCUAAUGUUGAAGAAUCUUAUUUUGUUUAUAAUCAAAAGCAAUUUAAUGUGCCUGUUAUUUUUAGAAAGAAACAAAUAAAAAGUGCCUUAUAAAUUAAAA
Molecule: messenger RNA, 1704 nt
Organism: Cloeon dipterum
Lineage: Eukaryota; Metazoa; Arthropoda; Insecta; Ephemeroptera; Baetidae
Product: short/branched chain specific acyl-CoA dehydrogenase, mitochondrial-like
Exons: 9
Coding region: 184-1440 (418 amino acids)
Cellular component (GO): mitochondrion
Molecular function (GO): acyl-CoA dehydrogenase activity; flavin adenine dinucleotide binding
Source: RefSeq, a predicted model, not a curated record